GUUACGCCGCCAUCUUGAAAGCGUUAUUGUUGUCAUGUUUACGUUGUGUGUGAAAGGUGAAAUUUGUGAUAUUUGAUAUAAAAAUCUGAACCAAGUUGAUGUAACAACAAGCCGCAGACAGUAAACCAUCACUAUGUUUUACGCACAUUUCGUGCUGGCCAAGAAGGGCCCCUUGGCCAAGAUUUGGCUGGCGGCUCAUUGGGACAAGAAGCUAACUAAAGCUCAUGUAUUUGAGACCAAUAUUGAGAAAUCAGUUGAUGGUAUCUUGAAACCCAAAGUCAAGAUGGCUUUGCGUACAUCUGGCCAUCUGUUGCUGGGUGUAGUGAGAAUUUACUCAAGGAAAGCCAAAUACUUGCUACAGGAUUGUAAUGAAGCCUUUGUCAAGAUUAAGAUGGCCUUUAGGCCUGGUAUGGUGGACUUGCCUGAGGAACACCGUGAAGCUGCUAUGAAUGCUAUCACCUUGCCUGAGGUCUUCCAUGACUUUGAUACAGCUAUGCCUGAAUUAAAUGAAGUGGACAUUGAGGCCCAGUUCUCAUUGAAUCAGUCAAGAGCUGAAGAAAUUACAAUGCGCGAGGAUUACGGGUCGUUGAACCUCGUGACGCAUGACGAUGGAUUUGGAGACAUGGGGUUCGAUACCGAUAAUCCUGAUAUCAUGCGAGAAGCUAUUGGCAAUGAAGGUGGACUGGAACAGAGUAACCUACUGUUUGCGGAUGGGUCGUCCCUGGAACUAGCGGGAAAAGAUGGUGGAGUGGGCAGUCUGACGGGUGGAGUUCCGGCUCUCGCGCCGGAGCACCCACGGCGCAUGGAGGCAGCCCCACACGCACCUAUGGAUGAUGGCUUCGGUGGAACUAUUGGCGAUGUUGCGGAUUUUGGACAUGCGGGCGGUCUGUUCGAGGGUGACCUAUUCGGAGAAGUAACUGGCGGCAGUAGUUCUGCUGCAGCUGCCUCCGGUAUGCCUGGUACUUCAGCACAGACACAAUCUCUCCAGGCUGAGAUCGACGCGGCGGGAGUGAACGCUGGUGAAACUGGAGGCGACGUGGCGGCCGCGGACGCGCCGGACUCUGACGAUGAUAUGGGCGACCACUACGAUGCCGGCAACUCUCCACAACACAGUUGGGGCGGGUCCCCAGCUCGCCCCGAGAGCGUGGCCCCACCAGCGGCGCCCGCGCCUCCUUCGCCGAGCCCACAUAUACCUAUGGAUGUAGACACAGUCCCGGAGCCGGCCCCGCGUCCGGCGAGCACGGAGCCGGCGGCGGGCGGCGCGUCCGAGCGUCUGCCCGACAAUACCACGUUGCUGCACAACGACGAGGAAUCCUUCGCACUCGCCCCCGUCGACGCUACGGUUCUUAAAGGCAUAACAAAAACAAAACGUAAACGAAAGCUUAUCGUGGACGAAGUGAAGAAUAUAUCUGGUGAGGAAAUGAAGAACCAGCUUAGUAACACGUCUGAUAUCGUUACGACGUUGGACUUGGCACCCCCUACCAGACGUCUCAUGCACUGGAAGGAAACCGGUGGCGUCGAGAAACUGUUCACCUUGCCUGCUAGGCCAAUACCUUCUAGUGUAUUGUUUAAGAAAUACCAGCGUAACAUGACGCUGCGUAGCGAGGCGGAGGAAGCCGACGCGGCGGCGGCCGCGGCUCGGUCGCCCGACCCGGUCGAACCGGCGCGCCGAGGGGGGCGCAAGAGGAGACACGAGGAGACGAUGCUACCGCCCGAGACACCAGCACCUGCGCCGGCCCCAGAAUUGGAACCUCCAACUCCUGUACCUCAGGAAUACGAACCUUCAGUCGAGCCCGAACCUGCGCCGGAACCGACCGUCGAACCACAGACUCCUCGACCGGACGUCGAUGUCGACCUUCCUCAGACGCCAGGAGGUAUGCUGAGUGCGCUGGGCGGAGGCAUGACCCCGAGCGCGCUAGGCGGCCUCACGCCGGGGACUUUACUGCAGGCCGGCCUCACUCCUGCAGGCCUCCCGCAUGGAGGGAUGACACCUGGUGGUUUACAACAUGGUGGCAUGACCCCAGCUGGCCUGCAUCACGGAGACAGUCAGCAUGUAGACUUAGGCCUGUCUGCAGGUGGCAUGACCCCGGCAGGAUUACACCAUGGAGGUAUGACCCCGGGUCUACUAGAAAGCGGUAUGACGCCCGCGGGAUUAGUACACGGAGGCCUCACUCCUGCCGGUCUGCACCACGGAGGCAUGACGCCAGGUGGUUUAGAUCACGGCGGUAUGACGCCGGCGGGAUUACAGCACGGCGGUAUGACCCCAGCCGGGCUACAGCAUAGUGGCAUGACCCCCGCGGGGCUACAACAUGGCGGCAUGACCCCAGCUGGAUUACAACAUGGUGGAAUGACACCUGGAGGAGUACAACACGGCGCGAUUCUCCAGCAUGGUCUGGAACAGCUGCCAAUGAUGCCGCAGCUAGGCGGGGACCAAGUGUCCUCCUUGUUACGUACCUCUCUGCCUACUCCGGCCGCAGACAGAGCGUCUCACGACCUCCCACAUACUGUACCUAUGGAACCUCUGCUACAUGGCCUCGAGGACCAUGGCGAUUAUCAGAAUGGAAUGCAAAUGACAAACUUGGGUUACGACGACCAACAUGGACACAACAGUCCACAACACGAUUACGAUUUACCUUUAACGCCAGACAACGCGGAAGAGGGUGAACGCGAAGCAGGUGAGACGGACGAGCAGUUCGAGGAGCGAGUGCUGAACCGUCGUGCCGCGCAACUCUUCGCCGUGAUGAAACCCAAACUGUCCGUCGGACUACAACUUUCAUUCACAGAUCUUGCACCAAGACAUAAUAAUAGAAAACAGGUUGCACAGAAAUUUUACAGUUUACUUGUGCUCAAAAAACAUCAAGUGUUGAAGUUAGACCAACACGAAACAUAUGGACCUAUUACCAUAUGCAAGGGUAAUCAGUUUGAAACUGAAGCGAUUUAAUAUUGUACUAACACAUUAUUUAUAAUAGAAUGUAAUAUAAAGAAGAUAUCAAGACUAGUUCAUAAAAAGAUUUUUAUGGAAGUGAAGAGACGAUGUUUAGUUGUAAAGUUAUGGACUUCACGGGAAACGCGUUGAGCCAAAAAUAAUGUGUAAGUUUGAUCUUGUAACUCGAAUUCAUGACAGCAUUUUAUUCUUUAAAUAUUGGACCAAAUAAUAUUACGAGUGUUGAUCUCACAAAAAAUCUAAUUGAAAUGAGUUUUGAUUAUGUGAAACAGUAGUUGCUAUCGUGAAUUCGAUUUACUCGUGAUGAGCAGUUUCUAUUUGGAUAAUUAUGUUUGAUAGAAAAGUGUAGGAAAAUGCCUUAUUUUGUUUUGCUGUAGGCUAAGUGAAAUUAUUGUGAAGAUGUUUUACAAACAUUGUUUAAAUAGUCAAUCAUAGAAAGAAAUAGUACCUAUUGCUGUAUUGUUGAUUCCUGUUUCCUAAAUCAUGUAUGUAUGCAUGUUUACUGAUGCCGCAACUACGAAAAUUAUGUUAUGCCUGUGACAUUUAUUUAAAAUUGUACCUCUCAAGGAAGUGUAGACAUUAAAUUUUGUUUAUAAUAAAUAUAGCUUGUUGUCCUUCUAUUGGGAUUAAGAGAUUUUAGUGUGUUUAUAUACCAGAUGAUGUGAAAUAUUUAGUGGCAGACUGGAGUGAUUGAGAGAUAAAUUAUGUAGGAAAAUAUAACAAGUGAUAUCCUCAACACCAAAUAAACUUUAUAACUGUUUCCCCAUGUGUGUUAGAAUGAAUUUGGUUUUUACAUUUCUUUGAGAUAUUUAUCAUACUUAUUGUGUUAUUGUAAAACAAAUUGAAUGCACACCAAAUACCUGAAUGAUUAUGGUUUGAAUUCAUUUUGUUGCUUUGAUAUUUUUUGUAAAAUUUCUCGAUCUAUUGCAUUAUAAAUGCCUCAAAAAGUAUAGUGACUAUUAUCAUGUACCUAUUAUUUUUAUUUGGACAUAACUUCUUAACAUUUAAGUGUUUACCUCUGCCAAGUACGAAAUUAGUACAUUUAUUUUCCCUUUAUGUUCGGAGGUAUUCCCUUAGAUAUUUUUCAUAAAAAAUAAACAUAUUUGCAAUAAAUUUGUUGAUAUAAGAAAGA
Messenger RNA from Spodoptera exigua (beet armyworm), 4076 nucleotides. The record is from the annotation of a GenBank genome assembly. Lineage: Eukaryota; Metazoa; Arthropoda; Insecta; Lepidoptera; Noctuidae.